Messenger RNA from Linum tenue, 1674 nucleotides. Lineage: Eukaryota; Viridiplantae; Streptophyta; Magnoliopsida; Malpighiales; Linaceae. The record is from the annotation of a GenBank genome assembly.
UUCUCUCUCUCUUUUCCUCUCUCUCAACCUCGCCUCCCUCCCUCCAAAAAAAAAUUCCCCCCCAAAAAAAACUGAACCAGAAAAUUCAUUUCUCCGAUUAGCCGCCGACGAGAGAGGGAAAACGGGGUUUUGAAAUGGGGAAAUUACUAUGCGAUUCGUCGGCCGUCGCGGAAACAACUUUCGAGACUUCUUCCCCUGCCUGGAGGGAUCCAACCAAUAACGCCGCCGUUGUCGCAGCCGCGGCAGUAGAUCUGGCCGUCGACCAGACAAUCGCCGUCGCAGCCGAGGCGACGACAGUCACAGGGGGAUGGGACGACGUGGUUGGGCUCGAGGACCAGCAGAGGCGCCAUCUGAAGAAGCUCUAUGCCAAGGGGGUCCUCUGGAAGCUCCCCGUCGGCGACGGCGACGGCAACGGCGACGGAGGAAACGCCGCGUUGUCGGAUGAUUCGUCUAGAUCGGUGGUGUUCAGGCUCUCCCACGGCGGGGAGGUUUCUUCAGACGGGAACUGCCUGUUCACCGCUUCGCAGAGGGCGAUGUCGAUGGCGCGUGAGAUCGACGCGAGGGGGCUCCGGCUGCGUACGGUCCGCAGGUUCCUCGAGGACUUCGGAUCCGCCGCCGAGGAUGAGAAAUCGGCUAUCAACGACGCGAUUCGGCAUAUGUACUCGCCGGAUCUGAAUAACGGGUGGGGGAUCCAUAUCGUUCAGGAGGUCAAACUCUUGGCCAAGAAAGACGACCGCUCGAAUCUUGAUUCCGGCAUCGACGAAUUAGUCCAGCUGGGUAUGCAAAGGCCGUUGGCGGAGGAGUCGAUAUACAAAGAGAGGUGUAUUCCAGUGAACGAUGGGGCGAGUUGGGCGAAGUACAUGGCGAUCUCUGGUUCACCAGAAGAUGAACACGACAUAAUCACCUUGCAAUACACCGAAGAAGGUUUGUUAUCAGUAGAGGAGAACAGAGAAGGCCAUGCCGCAGCAUUUGGGGAUGACAUUGCCAUAGAGUGUAUCGCCACCGAGUUCAAGCGCGAGAUCUUCGUGGUUCAAGCACAUGGAUCAGAUGCCAUGGUCGAUGAGGACCAUUGUGUGUUCUUCCUCCCUCAUCGUCCGAGAAGCGAAAUUUGUAAUCCUCCCUUCUUUUUGUUCAUGAAAGGAACAGGAUGGUCAGUGGCUGGAGCUGAUCACUAUGAACCUCUAAUCGCACAUCCUUCGCCUGUCGUCGUCUCACCAGAGAAAGUUGGCCUAGUGCUUUGAGAAGGCGUUUUUAGUCCUCUGCAGUUUUGUGGCUUAGAUUGGAGUAGCAGAAGUAGAAUUCUCCAUUCUUUGCUCCCCCCCUCGACGGGGAGCAAUCAAUCAUGACCAAAUUUUUUUUUUUUUUUUUUACCCAUUUGGCUAUAAGGGCGUCUAGAACUUGUUGGUCUUUGUUUGACUCUAAGGCCUGAGCUAUCUGCUGUUGCUGGGUUUAGCUUAGCAGCAGCCAUUGUAGUAGUAGAAGAGAGAUUUUUUGGUAGUGAUUUCUUUUCUCCCCGGCAUUGGUGAUUGUUGUUGUUGUUGAGUUUUGUGAGAAGAGUUGAGUUUGCUUCUUCUUGUUGGUGUGUAGGGUAUGCUGUUCUGUGCAAGCUUGGAAUAGUAAGCCCAGUUUGUUGUAUCCUUUUGAGCUGGAAUUUUCAUCUAUUCAAUGAUAGAG